Messenger RNA from Trypanosoma brucei brucei TREU927, 4695 nucleotides. RefSeq lists its product as hypothetical. The coding region runs from base 1 to 4695 and encodes 1564 amino acids. The record is from RefSeq and is a predicted model, not a curated record. NCBI's taxonomy places the organism in Eukaryota, Euglenozoa, Kinetoplastea, Trypanosomatida, Trypanosomatidae. The transcript has a single exon.
AUGAGCGGCCUCAGUGUUCGCGCUGCCCUGUCUACCCCACCAUUCUCUACCUUUUGUGAGUUUAAGGUAGAUGAGCCACCGAGGCGUGGUCAACUGGCAGCUCUCUGUGGCGGGAACCGCGCCAACAACACCGGCGAUGGAAUCUCACAGCUUCCAGCUGUCGAACCAUACGGACGGUCAGCGGCAGGUGUUGUUGUGGAGCCGGCUCAUUUGCGUACACCUACUGCACUCGAAAAAAGCAUGCACUUUCUUGUACAACACUACCUGCGGAAGCCACACGGUUCAGCGGUGUUUCUGGCUCCCUUUGACGUGUGGCGGUAUCUGUGGGACCGCAUGCGGCAAGUUCGUACCAAUUGGGUGCCUCAGUUACCACCUGUAGGAGCAGAACUGCGGGACGAUGGGUGUGGGGAGCGUAUUGAGGGGAAUGUCAACGAAGGGGGAGAUUUACGUGGAGGAAUAUUGCAACAGCAGUGUGAGACGAUAACGACGAAGCAGAUGGUUAGGAGGGAGUCGCGUCGGCGCCUGCGUUGGUUGGAGUUUACUGUAGCAGCACUCUCUGUGGGAGGGGCAAACUUGUGCCGUAGUGUUGAGGGAUGUAGACACUUUGUGCAGGAAAAGCAGAAUUUUUUCGAGUCUAUUGCCCAGUGCUUUAGUGAUUUGGUGGUGUCGUAUCGAGCGGAGCAACGGUUGAGAAACUCAGAAAUGUUCUCUGCUGUUAUUCUUUUCUACGGUCUUUCCCAGCUGACGAAAAUUGAAAAUCGUGCAGGAUUUUUUCGGGUCUCACAGGUGACGGUUAGUUCCGUUUCUGGAGGCACCACAGUUGCGGCACCGACCUCCGUAUUUGAACCACCAAGCAGCAGUGUAGACUUCGGUAGUGUUUAUAGGGAGCUUAGCUAUAUUCCCUGCAUGGCACGCAGCCGUCACGUGCGCAUUGCGCUCAAAAUUAUCCACUGCUGGUGUCAACGUGAGUGGUUUCGCUUCUUCUACCUUUGUAGAACUGCUCGACUAACAGUCCUGCAACGUGCGAUUCUUUCCCACUCCUUUAGCUACGCGCGCUUCCGCGCUGUUGUGGACCUUGUCACAGCUAACGUAGUGGUGUACGGAAAAGGUCGAGUACGGGGCUCCAUGGCUGUAAGUGAACUGGCAGAGCUGUUGCUUUUUACUCCAAAGCAUUGCGUGGAAUUGCUGCUGACGAUGGGCCUGGGCCCACAACUAAGUGAGGACCGUACUGUACUACGUCUGUCACAGCAGGAUUCCUCGCCGUAUACCACGCAAGAGCAAAUUUUUCGUCACUUAGAAGAAACCGGUGGUAAGCCACGUCUGUGCCUACCGACACUUUCCUCCUUCGUCGGCUUUACGGUCUGGCAACGUGCUUUCGAGUUGUUUCCAAGUGCGUUCGACGGCGAUGCGGCGGGAACCGUGUCAGGAGCAUCGUCACCACCCGUAACGGAUCUCGAAAAUAUGCGUUGCCCCGUGAAUCUUAUGCAACUGUUGGAGCCUUACUGUCCGCCCUACAACGAGGAUGUAGCGGCGCUUGAAUUGUUGGACGCAGGAAGUGAAUGGUUUGAUGGUAUACAGGCCUCUCGGGAGCGCAUGUUGGCGUGGUGUGUUAACAAUGCUUCACGUGCGGAAGUGAAGCGUGAGGGAAUGGAGACAGAAGCUCAGGAUGAUUCCCGUUGGGGUGGAAACGCUACUAUGGGUUGUGAAUACGAUGGUGUUUCUGGAAGCAUGAAGGGUGAUGAAUUGGGUGAAGAGCUCCGGGAGGUUGUGGCGGAGAUGGACAGGGAAAGCGUUUCCACGCGUAGCUCCGUAUUUGACGACGAUGAUGAAACUGAGCUGACGCACAACGAGACAGGCUUCGGCCUGCAUGCUGAGGAAGUGUGUGGCGAGGAGGAUGUGCUGAACAAUGAAAGCGAUUAUGGAGAGGAGGACGAGGCUCUGCGUGAAGCGAAUAUACUGAUCAAUUCGCUUCAAAACUCCUCGAUAUACCAGUUGGCAAGCAGCAAUAUGCAGAAAGAGACAACUAAGGAGUUACCAGAUACGGCAGCCGCUACCGACCCUAUCAAAGGAGCUGAUGAGGCACAUGCUGCCGCACAGGGAUCUUCACAGAGGAAUAACGAGGACGAGAAGCAGGAGCAGCAGAAGCUCGAUGAAAAUGCCUCAGAGCUGGUGUUGUACAAACCAUCAAGUGGAGCUGAAACAGCGGUGACUCCACUGCCGAGUGAUCAUCCAGGUGUGAUGUCACCGACUCUGCACGCAACUGUUGAAGCACCCGAGAGCGAGAGCAGUCGAUCAACAGAGAAUUCCGAGGUUGAGAUUGUGGCCGUCGCCGAGAGACCCCAGCAGGCGAACAAAAAGGAAUGUGAAAGUGGAGAGCGCAACGAAACGCUGGCUCAAGACCAGAGCAACAGAAGCAUGCUGUUCGGUUCACAGAGUGCGGUUCCUGCUUUCUUUGGUGUGUCAAAGUUUCCCCCGAUAUCGUUUGGAAAUUUGCAUAGUGGGUUCCCCGGUUCACCUACACAACAAAAGGCGAACGUUGAGGAAAACGUGCAGGGAAAGGGAGAUUCGGCACUAAAACGUUCGCGUUCAGAAGAAAUCGACAACAACGCUACCAUCCCAGGUUCCUAUCUAAGUCGGCAACAAGUAGAUACCGUUCUAGACACUACCACGUCAUCUGUGGACGACAGGAUUAUGCUUCUGCCGUCUGAGGUGGAAGAGGAGAGUGAACAAAGAACAUUGAAAGCUGAAGUGCAACAAAAGGAGGACGCCCCGAGGCAACGAAUGCGCGCUGAGCGAGGCAAAGUGGACACAGACACAAGUGAGCGGAGCGUGCCAACCACCUCCCACUGCGCAACUUCCUCAGAUGUUGACCCCGCUCCGAGACUACCGGAAGCAGGUGGCCCCAGUUUGGUGUCUUAUAAAGACGUCAUAAAGGCGUGUGUAGACGAAAUGAAAGGCAAGGAGCAACGGUGGCCCCGGAUGUCUGAGGCGGACGUGUCCCUUCUCCCGCGUGCACCUUCCAAACCUUCACGUGAACAGUCGCUUCAGGUACAUUCCCCGCUACCCUUUUGUUUUUCCACUGGAGCUGAGUACUCUGCUGUGGCGUUGUUACUGCAGGAGUUACCACAGUGGGUGGAUACUUUUACGAGCUACCUAGUCAGUUUCUACUCUGCCUCCUACAGCGAUGUUACGGCUUGCCGGCACCUUACUGACAUCAUUUGUCGUGGAUCCCGCUCACAGGAAAUCACAGGUUGGAUGUGCCGAGGUUUCACACCAUCAAUGAUUCCGUACAGUGAGACAGGUGAAGAUUCGUUGUUAAAUUUUAAUGAGGAACUCAGCCACGAUGAAAGUACAAAUGCACCGACACGGGAGACGCCCAUACUCCGUCUCACAUCGAAAAUAAUCGUUUUUGGAAGUGAUCUGCGAGAACACGACGACCGUGACGAGCACACCGGUACGGAUGGGGCAUCUUUGUUUGCAUCCUCCGGUCUCAGUGGAGGUGCUGGGAGCCGUUUCGUAUCGAGUCAGCUGUCCGACAGACAGCAUCCGUCUUUAGGGCAUUGGAUCGCUGCCCUGAUGCUUCCGCCUGCGGAGCGGGCAAGAGUUCUAAGGGAAGGUAUUCUCUACCACUCAAAAACGCCUCAGUCAACAGAUAUGGAUGCAUGUUUCGAUGAGGGUGGUGGAUCCGCUGCCGAGUUGGGGAAAAGCAGGGACAGUGACCACAUUGGUAUAUGGGAGCAAAUGCACGUUCUACGGGCCGCUGAUGCAAAAACAACACCGGCAGCGUGGAGACUUCUUUCAACUGCCGCUGCCGCAUGGCGGCGACCCCUCCCUAGCGGGUCAACCAAGAUGCUUCUUCAAACACAGAUUGCGUUGCACGCUGUGGAUUUCCGCGAUGUUCCGCGACUGCGGUGGACUCAAGACACCCAAACAUCUUCGCCGGCAGCAUGCAAGGUAGCGGCGUGUGAAUGCCAACGAGAGCAUCCCACGGUGAUCAUCGCACUCGAUACAACCCGGCACAAGGAGUUUGCAGCAGGUAUGGAAGUGCUGCGGUCGCUCAUUUCUCAGUCAGUGGAACAGCGGGCUGUCCUACUUGCGGGUGUCAUCGUUGUACUCUACACGGAAUCUGUUCAGGAAGACGAAGAAAAGAAAAAGACUGUGGAAGAAUUCUUCUGGUCCACAUGGGAGCGAUGCAGCAAGGUAGCCGAAGAGUCGGAACUACAAGCAGCCGCAACUCUAUAUGAUGAUAAGAUGCCUCCAUGGCGUGCCAUGUAUCAAAACACCAUACGUCGUGCCGUGGUGAAGGCGCGGUCCCAAGCCCAGAUGUGUAGCGGCUCAUCACCGGAUGGUUCUUUCUUGUCGGCUACAUCGCUACCAAGUAGUAUCGAAAGCGGUGAUGGAGUUGACUCAAAUAUGAAGCGUAGCCUUCCUUACCGAAUUCAGAAGCUUAUUAAAUCGCGGAGGGUGAUGCCAUCGGGUGCACCACCAGACCCUACUCUACUCGUAGUUCCUAUCCAUUCUCUUAUGGACAAAAAUACAAGAGCAUUCCGCAGUCAAUAUGGCAAUGGUGGUUUCACCGCAUUUGGUGUCAUAGCACUGAAGGAAAUGCUGAACUCCUCUGUCCAUUCGCUUCUACAAGACUACGAAGUGAGGUGCCGUGAUUUUUUGCGGAAAAAUAAGUUUGAUGCGUGGUAA